AUGGCGGGGUGGAUGCGGAUCAGCGUGCUGCUGGCGCUGAGCCUGACUUUUGCCGUGGCCAACCAUGGCCUCAUCCCCACGGAAGACCCCGAGGCCUGGGUUCAAAAGGCCAUGACUGCUCUUGGUGUCGUCACCAGCUCACCCCUGCAGUCGUGCAUCCACACAGUGCUGCUGCGCUUGCACGACAGCGGUGCGGCUUGCCAUGACUUGGACGAAGAGCUCAAGACCCGAGAACGCGUUGACGACCUGUGUCAACAAGAAGCCAAUGUCUACCAACGCCUCAUGGUCGAGCAAUCUGUCACCAAUCUCAUUGAUGCAGCCAAUUCCAGUGCCAUGCAACUCGAAGUCAUCCAAAAAGAACACGAUCGGAUGCAAGUGCUGACAUCAGAGCUGACGACGAGCAUUCAGACAUCACAGCAACACAUCCUCAACAAUCAAGAGUAUCUCCGGCAGCAGUUGGACGAGUCUACGCAACAGCUUGAUGGCAAGCUGUCGCAGUCGCUCCAACACAACGAGAAGCUCCUGGAGGAUCAGCAAGUGGCACUCUCCAACCAGCAAAAGUUGAUGGACGUGAGCCAUUCAGUGGCAUCGGCCGUCACUGAGAUUAUCGCCGAGCGCUACCUCAACCAGUACGUGUACAUGAACGCGGACGGAACGAUCGACUUUGAUCAGCAGGUGCAUCCUCAAUUACAGCAAGAUUACCUCAACGCCUGCUGGACUAUGCGCAAGCUGGUCAUGAUGAUCGACUUGGGCAUCCUGUUUUUCACGGCCAUCUACUAUCGUGAUCCAGCACACGAAAGCCAGCGCCUGCUGGGCCUUGUCAAGUCCCAGAAUGAUGCUAUCCUGCAAAGCGUACAAGCGGCCCUCGCCAAUGUGGUCGCACCCUCAACUUUUGGGCCUGCGGCCGUGUCCCCACCCACGGCCUCAAUUGAAGACGAUGAAGGCGAGGCGGCCGACCCCACGUUUCAGUUUUACAGUGAUGACGAAGGAGAAUUUGAUGAUGACGACAGUGACGACGAAGGCGAUGCCGAUGAGGAUGGCAGUGACGAAAGUGAUUGGGGCAGUGAAGAGGUCUCGGGUAAGCAGAUACGACACUUUCUUUCAGUGUGCCCCUCGCUCUCAUUCUUGUGUUGCGUGGUUGCUCACCUGCUCACCUGCACACCAGACGACGACGACGAACUGCCGCUGGCUGCGACGGAAACUGGCCGGUCAGUUUUGUCCUGGUCUUGA
Messenger RNA from Monosiga brevicollis MX1, 1230 nucleotides. RefSeq lists its product as uncharacterized. The record is from RefSeq and is a predicted model, not a curated record. The coding region runs from base 1 to 1230 and encodes 409 amino acids. The transcript has 6 exons. Lineage: Eukaryota; Choanoflagellata; Craspedida; Salpingoecidae.